Messenger RNA from Ostrea edulis (European flat oyster), 3037 nucleotides. RefSeq names its product 3-oxoacyl-[acyl-carrier-protein] reductase FabG-like. The transcript has 9 exons. NCBI's taxonomy places the organism in Eukaryota, Metazoa, Mollusca, Bivalvia, Ostreida, Ostreidae. The record is from RefSeq and is a predicted model, not a curated record. Bases 1367 to 2161 code for a protein of 264 amino acids. Gene Ontology annotation, molecular function: oxidoreductase activity.
GAAGAUACUGUGGUGUUUUUUUGUUUUUGUUUUUAUCAUUAUUUCGAAUUCACUUGGAUAUAUCAAAUCGACAUAUGAAUGAUUAUUGUUAAUAGAUAAAACGUCGUUGAUGUAUCUAAAUGUCGAGUUGAAGUCCACAGUAAGUAAUUUUUAUCUUUUCAUGCAGAAGCUUAAAUGAAUUAGUUCUGCCUCAUAAGAAUAUAAAUAUAGGUCAGCUAACAAUAGAGUACAAUUGGUGCCUGUGGGAAUUCCAACAGACUGUUGGUAGACCUGAUCACCAAAGGCUAUGAAGGUAUUGUUAAUGAGGAAGUACAGCAUCUUUUUGAUAUCAACUUCAGAGUACUAAUGUCUUGUGCGUAGAAUCAGAGUGAUGUUUAACGAAAUAAUUGUUUGAAUGACUGAUCACAAGAUAUGAAGUAAAUAUUAUAUCAGAAAAUAAAAAAUGCACAUUUCUUUUCGUGUAACAUUGUGUAGCUCAUUCUUUUUAUAUAAAUUUUGUUUUUAAAAAGCAGAAUGACACCGAAUAUGAAGCAUUUUUAAAACAUUGUACAUUUUACUUAAUUUUAAUAUCCCCAAACAAAAUGGAUUUGGAGUUCUUUGUUCAGAAAUUAUUAUUUUUCAUUUCACUGUUUUUGGUAACUUGUGAAUUUAUACGAAUAUGACAAUAACAAUAGUUUAAUUAGAAGAGCAUUGGAAUAUGUAGUAGAACGUAAAACGCUCUUAUAUGAUAGGGAACGAAAAACGACUUAACGUGACGUAGGUCCUCCAUUAUAUUAAAAUAGUAGAGAAAUCUGGGAUAUAGGAUUAUUGAAUUUUUCGUUGUCUUUAAUUAAUAGUUAUAACCGACUGUGAAAUAAACGAUCCAGACAGUUUGUUGCUGCAGGAAUUAAAAAAAAUUGUCAUUAAAACAUUUAUCCUGAUAGUACAAAUACAUUCAAAGUAUGGAUAUUAUUUUCAUUCACGAGGUUCAACUAUUGUCACGAGUGACCAAACCAAUUCAAGGUAAUAUGUAAUGAAACCCCCACACCUGAAUACUAAUGGGAAAUUUAAAUGUUGACUGUGAAAUUGCUAUCUCAUAUAGCGUCCUAUAUUUCGUCAAUUUAAGUGAUCAAUCUAUUUAUACUUUUAACAACCUUGACUAUAUUUGAUCCAAGGAGCAAGAUAAAAUGAAUUAUCAUAAUGCAUGAUGUACAUUGACCAUGAAUAAAAGUACACGAACACAGACAUAUAUAUAGGUGACUAUGACUAUAAGAACACACAAUCAUUAAAUCCCCAUUCUCUCUAGAGACAUAGACUCAAAACACGAAUUAUCCGGAGAAAUGAAUCUUUGCGGUAACGAUUUUAGGUUUAUGGUGCGUUUUAAAUAAUGGCAUCAAUAGCGAGAUUAGACGGAAAAUUCGCGUUAAUUACAGGGGCCAGUUCCGGUAUUGGAGCAGGGGCAGCCAUUUUGUUUAGUAAACUUGGUGCAGAGGUAGCGAUCACAGGCAGAAAUGUUGACAAUUUGGCCAAAACAGCUGCCGAGUGUGAAAAGGGAAAUGGGAAAAAACCGUUUACUUUUAGCGGUGAUUUGACCAAUGAAGAUUUUGUUAAGCGACUUGUGAAAGAAACGGUAAAUCGUUAUGGGAAGCUGGACAUACUGGUCAAUAAUGCAGGGAUAGUGAAAACUGGAACUAUUGAAAUGACGUCACUGGAGCAGUAUGAUGACACUAUGAACAUUAAUGUCAGAGCUAUUUAUCAUCUGACAAUGCUUGCAGUUCCUCAUCUGAUCCAAACAAAGGGAAAUAUUGUCAACGUAUCAAGUGUAAACGGAGUCCGAUCAUUUGAUGGAGUUUUACCAUACUGUAUGUCUAAGAGUGCCAUCGAUCAGUUUACCAGAUGUACUGCGAUAGAGUUGGCCCCAAAGCAGGUCAGGGUAAAUAGUGUAAACCCUGGUGUGACCAUCACUGAGAUCCACAAGAGAGGGGGCAUGGAUGAGGAGGCCUAUCAAAAGUUUCUAGAGCGCUCCAAAACAACGCAUGCGCUAGGACGAUCCGGUCAGGUGGAGGAGGUGGCCAAUACGAUUGCUUUCCUGGCUUCAGACAGCGCCUCCUUUAUCACGGGGGUGCAAAUGCUAGUAGAUGGCGGUAAACAUAUUCUUUGUAAAAGAUAUGAAAAUCCGUAAAGAUCUUUCAACAGAUCGCUUAGAACUGUUUAAAACACAUAUACAGUCUAUUGUAUACAAUACCUGUAAUCCUGACUGUGUGGUUUCGUUACUGAGAUCAGAAAAAUGGUGGGGAGAAUACUUAGGUUUUCAAGAAAUGAUUUUUUGAUAUUAUGUUUGAAUCAGAAGUGAAAAUAUGAACAGAUGAGUGACAGGUAAAUGUACAUUUUCAUAUAGAUAAGAUAAGAUAAGAUAAGAUAAGUUUAUUCCAAUUUUGGGCCCAGAGGGCAUAACAGUAAGACAUUUUAUAAAGAAGGAAAUUCAAAAAAGAAAGAAAGUUUAUACAACAUUAACUACAGGUUACAGAGACUGCAAACUGCGUGUGGAUGCAGCAUGUUGGGGAAACAAGUACAUACAUAUAUGAAUUGCUAACCAUGUAUAUAUACAAGUAGAUGGACAGUAUCAGUAUUAUACCAAUAUAUGAAUAAUAAACUAUAAUGAUUUUUGCAGUUUUAAAGCAUCACUUCUUUUUCUGAAAGUUUGCACUAAAUAUUCACUCAAUUUGAUAUAUGCAUACCUGGUACUGUAACGUUGUGAUGCUGAUGACUGAGUGUUUCUCUGUGUAAGUAUUCCCAUAGCAUGAUUGUUAAUCUUAACGUUGUGAUGCUGAUGACUGAGUGUUUCUCUGUGUAAAUAUUCCCAUAACAUGAUUGUUAAUCUUUGCAGUAAAUUAGUUCUAUAUCCUACCUCAGAAUUUGCUUGUGAAUCAACGAGUCAGUUUGUACUUACACAUCAUAUAACCCAUGAACUAUAUUUCUUAGACUCGUUUUUAUGUGAUGUUGUUUUUAUAUUUACAUGUAAUAGAAUUUCACAGAGAAUAAAGCCUAUAAACGGAAA